GAAUAGGCAAAUUGUCCACGGCUGAUGGUAAAGCCUUUGCAGAUCCUGAAGUACUCCGGAGGUUGACAUCGUCUGUUAGUUGUGCGUUGGAUGAAGCUGCUGCUGCACUUACCCGUAUGAGAGCUGAAAGCACAGCAAAUGCAGGGCAGUCGGACAACCGCAGUUUGGCAGAAGCCUGUUCAGAAGGAGAUGUAAAUGCUGUGCGAAAGUUACUUAUUGAAGGGCGAAGUGUAAAUGAACACACAGAGGAAGGGGAGAGCCUCCUUUGCUUAGCUUGUUCUGCUGGAUACUAUGAGCUUGCACAGGUUUUGUUGGCAAUGCAUGCAAAUGUGGAAGAUAGGGGAAUCAAAGGUGACAUUACACCUUUAAUGGCUGCUGCUAAUGGAGGACAUGUCAAAAUUGUGAAGUUGCUGCUAGCUCAUAAAGCAGAUGUUAAUGCACAGUCUUCAACAGGCAAUACAGCACUUACAUAUGCUUGCGCUGGAGGCUAUGUAGAUGUUGUAAAGGUGCUCUUGGAAUCCGGUGCUAGUAUUGAGGACCAUAAUGAAAAUGGUCAUACCCCUCUUAUGGAAGCUGGAAGUGCUGGACAUGUGGAGGUAGCCAGAUUGCUGCUAGAAAAUGGGGCUGGCAUUAAUACGCAUUCCAAUGAAUUUAAAGAGAGUGCCCUUACCUUAGCUUGUUACAAAGGACACUUAGAGAUGGUGCGAUUUCUUUUGGAAGCAGGCGCGGAUCAAGAGCAUAAAACAGAUGAAAUGCACACUGCUCUAAUGGAGGCUUGCAUGGAUGGCCAUGUUGAAGUAGCUAGGUUACUUCUUGACAGCGGUGCCCAAGUGAACAUGCCUGCUGAUUCAUUUGAGUCACCAUUAACUUUGGCUGCAUGUGGUGGGCAUGUGGAACUUGCAGCUUUACUUAUUGAAAGAGGAGCUAGCCUGGAAGAGGUCAAUGAUGAAGGUUAUACACCACUGAUGGAAGCAGCUCGAGAAGGACAUGAAGAAAUGGUGGCAUUACUUCUAGGUCAAGGAGCAAAUAUCAAUGCACAGACAGAAGAAACUCAAGAAACUGCCUUGACUCUGGCUUGCUGUGGAGGCUUUCUGGAAGUGGCAGACUUUCUAAUUAAGGCAGGAGCCGAUAUAGAACUAGGGUGUUCUACCCCUUUAAUGGAAGCUGCUCAAGAGGGUCAUUUGGAGUUAGUUAAAUACUUAUUAGCUGCAGGAGCUAACGUUCAUGCAACAACAGCAACAGGGGAUACAGCACUAACAUAUGCCUGUGAAAAUGGUCAUACUGAUGUAGCAGAUGUCUUACUUCAGGCAGGCGCAGAUCUGGAACAUGAAUCUGAGGGUGGAAGAACUCCUUUAAUGAAAGCUGCAAGAGCUGGUCAUGUUUGUACUGUUCAGUUCUUAAUCAGUAAAGGAGCAAAUGUGAAUAGAACCACAGCUAAUAAUGACCAUACUGUACUGUCCCUGGCUUGUGCAGGGGGUCAUCUGGCAGUGGUGGAACUACUUUUGGCUCACGGGGCAGAUCCUACUCACCGUUUGAAAGAUGGCUCAACUAUGUUGAUAGAAGCUGCAAAAGGUGGCCAUACAAGUGUUGUUUGCUAUCUCUUGGAUUAUCCUAAUAACUUGCUUUCAGCCCCUCCACCAGAUGUCACUCAGUUAACUCCCCCAUCCCACGAUUUAAAUAGGGCUCCUCGUGUACCGGUUCAAGCACUGCCCAUGGUUGUUCCACCUCAGGAGCCUGACAAACCACCUGCCAAUGUUGCCACCACACUUCCCAUCAGGAAUAAAGCUGCUUCUAAACAAAAGUCCAGCAGCCAUUUGCCAGCAAACAGCCAGGAUGUACAGGGUUACAUCACCAAUCAGUCUCCAGAGAGCAUUGUAGAAGAGGCUCAGGGAAAGUUAACAGAACUGGAACAGAGGAUAAAAGAAGCCAUAGAAAAGAAUGCACAGCUGCAGUCCUUGGAACUGGCUCAUGCUGACCAACUUACCAAGGAGAAGAUCGAGGAGCUGAACAAAACAAGGGAGGAACAAAUUCAGAAGAAACAAAAGAUUUUGGAGGAACUACAGAAAGUAGAACGAGAGUUACAACUGAAAACUCAGCAACAGCUAAAAAAGCAGUAUCUAGAGGUUAAAGCUCAAAGAAUUCAACUUCAGCAACAGCAGCAACAGUCUUGCCAACACCUGGGAUUACUAACUCCUGUUGGAGUUGGAGAACAGCUUUCUGAGGGAGACUAUGCACGGUUACAGCAAGUGGAUCCUGUUUUGCUUAAAGAUGAACCCCAGCAAACUGCUGCUCAGAUGGGUUUUGCACCAAUCCAGCCUCUGGCGAUGCCUCAAGCUUUGCCUCUGGCGGCAGGUCCCUUGCCUCCAGGGUCCAUCGCAAAUCUUACAGAACUGCAAGGAGUGAUAGUUGGACAGCCAGUACUGGGCCAAGCACAGUUGGCAGGGCUGGGGCAAGGAAUUCUGACAGAAACACAACAAGGGUUAAUGGUAGCCAGCCCUGCUCAGACCCUCAAUGACACGCUGGAUGACAUCAUGGCAGCAGUCAGUGGAAGAGCAUCUGCAAUGUCAAACACUCCUACCCACAGUAUCGCUGCAUCCAUUUCCCAACCUCAGACUCCAACUCCAAGUCCUAUCAUCUCUCCUUCAACCAUGCUUCCUAUCUACCCUGCCAUUGAUAUUGAUGCACAGACUGAGAGUAAUCAUGACACGGCGCUAACACUUGCCUGUGCUGGUGGCCACGAGGAACUGGUACAGACACUGCUAGAGAGAGGAGCUAGUAUAGAGCACCGAGACAAGAAAGGUUUUACUCCACUCAUUUUGGCUGCCACAGCUGGUCAUGUUGGUGUUGUGGAAAUAUUGCUGGACAAUGGUGCAGACAUUGAAGCUCAGUCAGAAAGAACCAAGGACACACCACUCUCCUUGGCCUGUUCUGGGGGAAGACAGGAGGUGGUGGAGCUAUUGUUAGCUCGAGGAGCAAAUAAAGAGCACAGGAAUGUUUGA
Rhinopithecus roxellana (golden snub-nosed monkey) is the source of this 2999-nucleotide messenger RNA. RefSeq names its product ankyrin repeat domain-containing protein 17-like. The coding region runs from base 117 to 2999 and encodes 960 amino acids. Gene Ontology annotation, cellular component: cytoplasm. Gene Ontology annotation, molecular function: protein binding. Gene Ontology annotation, biological process: innate immune response. Lineage: Eukaryota; Metazoa; Chordata; Mammalia; Primates; Cercopithecidae. The transcript is spliced from 17 exons. The record is from RefSeq and is a predicted model, not a curated record.